CAGAGGCCGCUGUGGAGGAACUGAGGAGACUCCUGCUCCUGUUACUGGGCUGUGCUGUACAGUGCGAGAGGAAGGAGGAGUUCGUCGAGCAGAUCCAGCGUCUGGACCUUGACACGCAGGCAGCUCUCGCCGGCUGUAUCCAGGAGGUGACCCAGGACCCCCGCAACGUGCUGCCCCUCCAGUGGGGGGAGCUGUCUGGGCUGGGGUGCGCUGAGAUGCAGGACCUGUUCACCAGCAUGGCCCAGCACAUCCAGGGGCUGCUGGCACAGAGGGACUCGUACCUGGAGCGGAUUGCCGAGUUGUGUCAGGAGCAGGAGUCUCUCCAGGCCCAGACGGGGCUCCUGCCCCCCUCGCUGGCCAGGCUGGACGACGCCUCGCAGGGCCUCAGCGUCCAGCUGGCGGACAGCAAGGCCAAGCUGCGCCGCCUGAGGCAGGAGCUGGAAGACAAAGGCGAGCAGCUAUUGGAUUACAAGCAGGAAGUCCAGGCCAUGGAGGCGGAGCUGAAGAAGCUGCGGCAGGAGACACACACACACACACACACGGGCUCUGCGCUGAGUCUGGCCCUCUCUCAGUACCACAUGUACCUGGUGCUGGAGCUGCUGGAGGGCGGGGAGCUGCUGGAGAGGAUCAAGAGGAAGAAGCUCUUUGCUGAGGGGGAGGCCAGCCUGCUGAUGAAGAGCCUGGUGUCGGCCGUCAGCUUCAUGCACGACGUGGGGGUGGUGCACCGCGACCUCAAACCUGAGAACCUGCUGUUCGCGGACGAGGGCGAGGACGCGGCGCUCAAGGUGAUCGACUUCGGCUUCGCGCGGCUGUGCCCUGCUGGCAGCAUGCCCCUGCAGACGCCCUGCUUCACCCUGCAGUACGCCGCGCCAGAGCUGUUCCACAGCGCCGGAUACGACCAGGCCUGCGACCUCUGGAGUCUCGGCGUCAUCCUGUACACGAUGCUGUCAGGCCAGGUUCCCUUCCAGAGUGGGCAGAAGGGGAUGACGUCAUCGCACGCCGCCGACAUCAUGCGCAAGAUCAAAGAGGGAGACUUCUCAUUGGAGGGAGAGGCCUGGAGGGGCGUGUCCGAGGAAGCCAAAGACCUGGUGAGAGGCCUGCUGACGGUGGACCCCGCCAAGCGCCUCAAGAUGUCCGUCCUGCGGGAGAACGAGUGGCUGCAGAAUGGGGGUGCGCUGUCCUCCACCCCCUUGAGGACCCCUGAUGUGCUGGAGUCCUGUGGACCCACUGUGAGGACCUAUGUCAACGCUACGUACAAGGCCUUCAACAGAGGCAAGCGUGAGGGCUUCUUCCUCAAGAGCGUGGACAACGCGCCCCUGGCCAAGCGCAGGAAGAUGAAGAUGACCAGCACGGGCGUGGAGACGCGGAGGAGCUCCUCCUCUUCCUCUUCCUCCUCCUCCUCCUCUUCGUCCUCCCACCCGCGCGCCCCCCCCCCUCCUGGCAGCACCACGCCCGAGUCCUAGAGCACAGCUGUCCGAUCCACUCCGGGGGCUGCCAGCCGCGGGAGACUUCGGCUCGGCUCAUCGGGUCCCAUCUGUGCGCUGGGAGCCUGUACACACUGUACAUCCUGGAGUGGAUCCGCCUGCUGUGGUCUGGCGCGGCUCGAGCUGCCUCUGCGCCCGGGAAUCACGAAUUCAGCUUUAAGGUGGGCCGUGCUGCUGGGUCGCUGGAGUCCGUGUUGACGAGCGGCGUACUCAUUCUCCUGCAGUCAGUGCUAAGUCUUCUCAUGACGAAUGUAAAGCUCCGUUUUUUACUUGUUGUCGUUGCUGUAAUUUUACCCGUUUGUGAAUUUUUUAAGACAGGUUUUGUAACCAUGGAGACCAGGAGGUGCCCCCCUUUCGGCCCUUGGCCCCGGGGGGGGGUGUGGGGGGGCUGUGGCCCAGGGGAUUCGCUGGCAAGAAGAAGCUCUUUUCUUUUUUUCACGUCAGGAAUUUGUAAUACGAGAACUUUAAUAUAUCAUAUUGUUUUAGCCCAAUGGUAUUACUGUGCUUUUUAACCAGAAUGUUUUGGAAGUUUUAUUUAAAAAAUAAUAAAAAUAAUGAUUGUAGGUGAGCUUCAGUGGUUCCUGGGACUUGAGCCCGUGACCCCUGACCCCUGAACCCCA
This is a messenger RNA of Lepisosteus oculatus (spotted gar), 2104 nucleotides long. The record is from RefSeq and is a predicted model, not a curated record. NCBI's taxonomy places the organism in Eukaryota, Metazoa, Chordata, Actinopteri, Semionotiformes, Lepisosteidae.